Uranotaenia lowii is the source of this 5928-nucleotide messenger RNA. Its product is annotated as tyrosine-protein phosphatase 69D-like. The coding region runs from base 308 to 4741 and encodes 1477 amino acids. The record is from RefSeq and is a predicted model, not a curated record. The transcript has 12 exons. Gene Ontology annotation, molecular function: protein binding; protein tyrosine phosphatase activity. NCBI's taxonomy places the organism in Eukaryota, Metazoa, Arthropoda, Insecta, Diptera, Culicidae. Gene Ontology annotation, biological process: protein dephosphorylation.
UUCCUCAUAGCAAUUCGCCAGUGUGUGGAAAGAAGGAAAAAAGAGUGUCCAUUAUUCUUUUCGACAAACCUCCUUCGUUUUUGUUUUCCAUUAUUUUGUCGCGAAAUAAUUAGAUUAAAUUAGCCACCAGCAUGAGAAAAAGUGUGUGAAAUCGCUGUAGAUCAUUUGCGAGAAUGGUGUGAGCUUGGACAGUCGGAAGUAUUCCGUUGCAAUAGCGGGUUAAAAGGCAAUCAAAAUCGGCACGAAAUCUUGAGAAAAGACUACGACGGACGACAGGAUUUACACACUUGCGACAAGAGGGAGAGCAAUGUGGAAGAACCAAGCCCACUUGUGCUUUCUAGUUGUUUGUAUUUUGUCGCUGAACGAACGGAUUUUCGCCAGUAAAGCCACCGGAUCCAAGGUUGAGUCACAAUACUUCUUGGCGGGCAAAAAUGGCACGUUGUCCUGCAAGUUUACUGGAGUGGAAAAUCCUCUGUGGCAGAAGGAUGGAAAGAAUCUCACUGACGGCAGUGCCAGGAUAACAUUUAUGAUAGUAGACAGUGAAGCGGAUGUCGAACGGCUCUCUGUAAGUGACCAGGAUAAGUCGGCAGAUGAAUCUAUCGAUACAACAACCACGGCUGAUGCACUAACGACUGGUCCUAUAGUAAUUUCCACCAUAACGAUACACAAUUUUACAUCAUCUGAUGUGGGCAACUACUCCUGCCUUGGGGCGGACAAAACUGUGCUCACAAGGUACUCGGUUCGAAAAAUAGUUUUGCCAAAAAUAAUCGCUUCGAGCCCACAGCGAACAAAAAUCAAACAGGAUCGAAAAUUUCAACUGUACUGCGUCAUACACAUGUACCCACUGGAAUACUUUAAUAAUUCUAUUCAAUGGUUCAAAGAAGACGAUACCACCGACAAUAUUUUUUUGAGAAAUUCCACCGUUCGAGCGCUGAACGGAACACACGUUAACGCCACCUUAACAAUACCUAGUGUGACUAAAACGCACAAUGGAACCUACUCUUGUAAUGUUGGCCCAUCAGCUAUGGUUGACGAAAUAAGCGGAACGGACAAAAAGCUUAUGGCCCUUCUUGUGCUUGACAAACCUCAAGUAACUAUCGAUUACGUCAAAGCCGUUGGUGCGAACAAAAUCUAUCUCAAUUGGACCAUCAACGAUGGCAAUGAUCCUAUCAAACAUUAUAAUGCACAGUUUAUGAAGAAAGGUGAUUCAACAUUCACGUACUAUGCCAAUCGUAUAGAUGGAAGAAAUUCUUCCAUUGUUUUGGAAAAUUUUGAACCCGCUACCGAUUAUGAGAUCAAAUUGACUGCUCAUAACGGCCAAGGAAAUGGCAAUCCGUCGCCUCCGGUCAAAGUGAAAACGCUAGAAAGCGAUCCCAGUUUUACACCUUUUAUUGAAGUUACAGGAAAUACUCACUCUACCAUAACCAUUGGAUGGACAGCCCCUCCAGCUGAUUUACUGGAGUAUAUUCAAUAUUACGAUCUAACUGUUUCAUUAGCUGGCCAAAAUAAUUCCAAAUGGGAAACAUAUUAUCCACAAAAUAGACGCAAUCUUCCAUAUAUGUUUGAUAAUUUAGACACUGCCACUGAGUACAGUUUCCGAGUCCGAGCAUGCAGUGAAUUGGCCAAAGUUUGCGGAAACUGGUCCGAAGAAGUAAAUGGGACGACUAGCGACGGUCUUUCAUCCAUGCCACUUAAUUUGAAUGUCACUUGCUCCCACUUCAAUAUCUCUCGACGUAAUUCCGUGAGGGUACACUGGGAUCCUCCGGCAAAACCCAAUGGAAAAGUUCAAUCCUAUCAGGUCGUAUUGGAAGGUGUGUCGCAAUUUCGAAGUGAACAUGGUUCCAUGAAGAACGAAACAUUCGGGCCGAAAAUUAAAAACGUCCAAAAGCAGUUUACCAAAACCGAUUACGAUGGCAUACCACCGAACACUAACUACACGGUCAAAGUAGCAGCUCUGACGCGAACCAAACGGCCAGGUGAUGUGGCCAGCGCCACUUGCACGAUGCCAGCAACUACUCCCGACAACAUUGGUCGCUUGAUGUGGGGCAAACUUCGCACCGAAGACAAUCAGUGGAUUUUCAAACUAUUUCUGCCUCGGAUAACCGAACGCAAUGGUCCGAUCUGCUGCUACAAGGUUUACCUCACUCGACUGGGUCAGCGAAAUGGAUCCCUCCCGGAACCGGAUACUCUGGCGGUGACAAGUUAUGCGGACGUCCACUCCUUAAACAACUCCCACGGGGGAACGUAUCUGGCAGAAAUAUUUUCUAGUCUCAACUAUAGCCCGGAGGUUUUCCUCGGUGACGGUAAAACCAACGAAUUCCGCAGUAACGGAUUGUGCCGUCAAUGUUUGUACAAAACCAGAUUUCAUCAUAGCGAUAAGCAUAGUGCCAUCAACAGGGAGGAUGAGGAUGGAAAUCAAAAUUCCACGAACCCAGUUCGCACCGGCAAUGAAGCGGUCCCAGUGGAGGAUGAACUGAAGGUUUCUAGUCAUGAAAAACGCGAGAUCGGUGCGUACAGCUUCCACGAUCACGAAAACGGCCAUCAGUUGGAGCAGAUUUACGAUGGAUUACUUGACCCGAACAGCAACUACACCGGUUUUGUUGAAGUUGUUGUGAGGACAGAAGGGGAUCAGGGCUUACAGUACAUGUCUACAUUUAGUGAGUACUUUGCGGAAAUGAGUGCUGGGGCUCCGGCUGCCAGUGAACUAGAUAGUAAGGACCUAUCGUACAUCCUGAACAUAGUGAUUCAAAUUCUUUGUGGAUUGAUACUGAUAGUUUUACUGGUACUUCUGUCGCUCUGCCUUUUACACAAGCACUUUAGCAAAAACAUUGCGCAAGAAGGAGAGGCAAUUAGUUUAGGGGAUUCACUUAGGCGAGCCCUUUGUCAUGGACGGAAUUCAAAUGUACAUCAUCGCCACCUAUUGGGCAAUAACAGUGCCAAACCUCCUGUCAUUCCACCAAUCAACAAGGAUGAUCUUUCCAAAGCAUAUUUUGAAAAGCACAAAGAUUCGGACUAUGGCUUUCAGCACGAGUUUGAACUUCUGCCAGACAAAUUUAUUGAUCGUACAACGAAGAAUUCUGAUCUGAAGGAGAACAUACAUAAGAAUCGCUAUCCGGAUAUCAAGUCUUAUGACCAAACGCGGGUCAAAUUGUCGACGAUGAACGGUCUCUCUGGCUCUGAUUAUAUCAAUGCCAAUUUCGUAAUCGGUUACAAGGAACGUAAAAAGUUUAUCUGCGCCCAAGGACCCAUGGACAGUACGGUGAACGAUUUUUGGCGAAUGAUAUGGGAGCAACAUUUGGAAAUUAUUGUCAUGUUGACCAAUUUGGAGGAGUACAAUAAAACGAAAUGUGCCAAAUAUUGGCCGGAGAAUAUUAACGACUCGACACAGUAUGGGGAGCUGUGCAUUACUUUUACUUCCGAUAGCUACUAUGCCGAUUAUAUAGUGCGAAAUUUGAAGGUUACAAAACGAUCUAUCAACUCAGCUGGCGAAGAUGUAGAAGACACUCGAUACAUUUCUCAGUUCCACUAUCUGACCUGGAAGGAUUUCAUGGCACCGGAACACCCACAAGGAAUCACCAAAUUCAUCAAACGCAUCAAUUCAGAAUACUCAUUGCAGCGUGGCCCGAUACUGGUUCAUUGCAGUGCUGGUGUUGGUCGAACAGGUACUUUCGUGGCCCUCGAUACACUGUCACAACAAUUGAACGAGGAGGGUCAGGUUUCCAUCUUCAACACAAUUUGUGAUAUGCGAUAUCAAAGAAAUUUUCUCGUUCAGUCACUGAAACAAUACAUAUUUUUAUAUCGAGCCCUUACUGAGUUAGCAUACUUUGGGGAUACUGAAAUUGACCAAAAAUCAUUAGCUACAACCGUGGAAAGUCUGAAACAGCCAUCAUCGGAUAACCCCGAUAUAAGUAAAUUAGAAGCACAAUUCCAGCGACUGAAGUCCUUCCAAGACGACUCCCGACGUACAAUUGCGAUGGGUGGUAGCGAGGAGAACAAGGCCAAGAAUCGAUCGGAUGCGUGUGUCCCCUACGACAAAAAUCGAGUCAUCCUGGCUCCGAUACCGGGUCACGACAACUGCACUUACAUAAAUGCAUCAUUCAUUGAUGGUUAUGACGAUGAAAACAACUUUAUUAUUACCCAGGAUCCGAUGGAGAACACUAUUUUUGACUUCUGGAGGAUGAUCUUCGAGCAGCGCAUAAAAACUAUCGUAAUGUUUUCAGAGAUUGGCGAUGGUCCCAAUAAGUGUCCCCGGUACUGGGCUGAUGACGAGAUGCAAUACGAGAACUUGCUCGUGACGUACAUCCAGAGUGAAAGUGGGCCGUAUUAUACGAAGCGGGAGUUUACGGUGACUAAUUGCAAGACAAAAGAUACCAUCCAGGUGACUCAGUUCCAGUACAACGGGUGGCCAACGGUGGAAGGCGAAGUGCCGGAGGUGACCCGCGGUAUGAUCGAAAUAGUCAACCAAGCGCAGCAGCACAGCUCUCAGCAGGACGAUAUCUUCACCAUUGCCGUUCACUGCAGCUUGGGAUCGGACAAGAGCUCCUUAUUUGUGGCCAUGUGCAUUCUAGUAAUGCAGUUGAAAACCGAGAAACGGAUCGAUAUCUGUUCGGUAGUCAGAAAGCUUCGAGCACAACGUAGUUUAAUGAUAGAAACUUAUGCACAAUACGAAUUUUUGCAUAGAGCUAUUGUAAAUUUCGCUGAUCUAUACAAAAUCUCGCUAGGCAUAGCUUCCGAUUGUUGAUAAGCUUAACAUUAUACAUAUAGUGGAAAACACAACAUUAUUGCUAAGAUAACCAAUACGUAUGAAAGUCGCGGAGUUAAAUCGUGAAAGAACAAAAAAAAACACUGACAAAAAUCACAAUUAUGAGAUAUGUAUAAUUUUUCAUACCCUCAGGGGUUUUUUCAAACACAACAAACAUAGUGAAAAAAAAAAAACAAAAAUAUGAAUGUGUCAGGCGCAGGAAACGAAAACCGCAUGCGACUAUUCCUUACUAUGUAUGCUUAUACUGCUUCUUGUAUGCAAUUGUGUAUUUAGUUUAAGUUUCAUUUUAAAAUCAUGAAUGCGAUUCACAAACUAAAGUUCAAAACAAAUCAAAGCCGGAUGGGCAAUGAGAUUAGUACAGGCGAAACGCUCAAGAGAUUUUUCAUUUUUAGACGUUUUUAAUCGUUUCAUUUUAGGCCACUAGCGCUAAACUUUAUUUCCACUCUGAUUGAAAAAUUACAACAGUUUACAUUGUCCCAAAUGUUAGCUCUAUGUCCUUCCAAUUCUACACAUCCAAAGUAGGCACAAUACACUAUAAAUAGCCAUCGAAUACUUAUAACCGUAACCAUUAGAGGAAAUGCCGGUCUCCAUCCAUACUUAUCCCGAGCACUAAAAUGGCCAGCAUGCGAAUGACUGAUGGGAAAGGUGAAAGAGAAUCAAAAAAUUUUCGUAGGAUGACAUCUCAGAGAAAGCUGAAAGUUUGUGAUCGAAGCAUUAGAAAGGUGUAGGUAAAUGGUUGAAAUAGUAAAAAAAACAAACAAUUACGAGCAUGUGUGGGAAGUGACAGCGUUAGGAACUUUACAGAAAAGUAGUUAUUUUUCAUGUUGAAAAAUACAUCAUUAGGAAUCCAUUCACCUGGAGAAAAGUAAUGACAUUAACUAAAAGAAAAAAAAACUGCAGAAAAUGAUGCAAAAUAUACCUCUAUCUGUGUGUAAAAGUCAAUAACUAUUAAGGUAUCUGUACCAGUAUGAUAUUUCUAUGAGUAAUAAAUAAAAGGAAACGAAACGAACAAAACAACUAAAACACAGGCAAAUCCAUGAAACAGCAGAAUAUUAACAUAAGGAAAAGUCGUGUGCUGAACCUACAAUUUACUACAUUAUAUAAUGUUUGUAUUUAUCAACAACAAAAUUAUCAAUACUGAACAGUAAAGAUAAAACUUGUGUAUA